Messenger RNA from Ogataea philodendri, 1620 nucleotides. RefSeq lists its product as uncharacterized. NCBI's taxonomy places the organism in Eukaryota, Fungi, Ascomycota, Pichiomycetes, Pichiales, Pichiaceae. The record is from RefSeq and is a predicted model, not a curated record. Bases 1 to 1620 code for a protein of 539 amino acids. The transcript has a single exon. Gene Ontology annotation, molecular function: asparagine synthase (glutamine-hydrolyzing) activity.
AUGUGUGGCAUAUUAUGGCAUUAUAAAAAGGCUUUCGAGGACCGAGCGAAUCAAGACGCAACUUCCAGUGGCUUGGAGGAUCCUAUCUUUGAUGAAAUGGCUUCUUUUGUGCUGGAAAGAGGCGGCGACAGCUCAAACCGCUUUACCAAAACCAUAAAAAACGGCAUAAUUAAAGGUUUCUCGUCAGUUCUAUCUAUUAGAGCACCUCUCACCGUCCAGCCAAUGGUAAAAGACAACUUUGUUCUUCAGUACAACGGAGAGCUCUACAACCAACAAAUUAAACAUAAUGAUCUGCAAUAUAUCCAAGAAAUCCUCGUACAAUCUAAUUUUGACAUUGAAACCACCAUAGCACAACUCGACGGCGAGUUUGCUUACUGCAUCACAAACACAGAUUCCGGCAAAGUGUAUUUCGGUAAAGAUCUAUUGGGUAGAAAAAGCCUGGGAUAUAUGCUGGAAAAUGAUCAAAUUUACAUAAGCAGCUGUCCUCCUCCAACAGAUAGGGACUCGUGGACAGAGUGUCUGUGUGCAACCAUCUAUGUGUACGAUGUGAAGACCGGGGUAUUGGAAACGGUGGACUUCAACACCAGCUCUGUUCUGCCAAUCCAGUUCAUGGUCCAGGAAACAGAUCAAGACUUAGACAUUAUUGCAUUGCAUUCGAAACUCGCACACGCAGUACGUAAAAGAGUCACCACCAUAUCACCACCACAUCCAGCACAUUCUAAUCUAGCCCUUCUAUUUAGUGGCGGACUUGAUUGUACUCUUUUGGCAGCAUUGGCAGCUAAAGAGCUUGGUCCUGGAGCAUCCAUAGAUCUGCUCAAUGUCUCGUUCAACAAUCCUCGAUCCAACACGCUUCCUGCAAACACUCCAGAUCGUCUUCUGGCACAUAAAAGUUGGAUCGGCUUGAAAGAAAAAUACCCCGAGGUGAAUUUCGAACUUGUCGAAGUGGACGUGCCUUACGAGGAGUACUUGGAACAUCGCUCGAAAGUCAUCCAAUUGAUCUAUCCAAACGACACCGAGAUGGAUCUCUCGAUAGCCAUCGCCUUCUAUUUUGCUGCCCGUGGAAGUGGCCAAAAGGUAGGCCAUGAUGGGGUCAGAAUUCCUUAUGAAAGCACAUGUAAGGUUCUUUUAAGCGGAUUGGGGGCUGAUGAGUUGUUUGGUGGAUAUACCCGACAUGAGAGAAUCUUCACUGGCAUUUCGAACCAGUUGAAGCGCAAGAUCUCAGGAAAGCCUCAAAAGGAUACCACGGAGUAUGACUGGGACGAACUUAUGAGUUCACUUAAAGAAGAAUUGCAGUUGGAUCUUUCAAACUUGCACACUCGGAACCUGUCAAGAGACGACAAAGUCAUUUCCUGUUGGUCCAAAGAGGUCAGGUACCCGUUCCUGGAUGAUGAGUUUGUUGGAUAUGCGACGACAGAGGUGAAACUUGAGGACAAGUUGCAGAUGGAUAGAUUCACAGGAGAGAUCAUUCGGAAGUUUGCGCUUAGAAAGCUGGCCCAGCACCUUGAGCUGGAUUUUGUGGAGAACGAACCAAAGAGAGCCAUUCAGUUCGGAUCAAGAAGCGCCAAGAUGGAUCCCGGAGCGGGGAAAAUCAAGGGAACAGACCAUAUCGACGUUAAAUAG